UUUUUUUUUUCUACUCACAUUCGCUCAACGACAAAAAACGAACAAUGUCUACUGCUGAACCUGUCACCAUCCAUAGAACUGAUGCUGAUGGAUCUCUUUCAUCAGAAUACUCUACUACUCCCAACGGUACCAUAUACGGUUCUACUCCCGGAGGUACUCGUGUUAUUUAUGAUCGUACUACCUUGUUAGCUUUGGCAAAUAGUCAACUUGCAAAGACUCCUCCCAACCGUAUGGCUCAUGUUCCUGGUAUUACUAAAUCAAACCCUCAAGAAAAAUCCACCCCUAGUGCUACCUCCGCUUUUGUUGGUGCCUCUCCUUAUCGCAAGGUACUUGAACGAAAGAAGGAAGAACAAGAAAAGAAGAAGACUUAUAACCCUUUUGCUUUACUCAAUGAAGAAGAAGACGAUGUUUUUGAUAUGGAUGAAUAAACUGGAUGUUAGUUUUUUUUUUUUUUUUUUUUGGUGAC
Molecule: messenger RNA, 466 nt
Organism: Halteromyces radiatus
Lineage: Eukaryota; Fungi; Mucoromycota; Mucoromycetes; Mucorales; Cunninghamellaceae
Product: eukaryotic translation initiation factor 4E binding protein
Exons: 3
Coding region: 45-428 (127 amino acids)
Biological process (GO): negative regulation of translational initiation
Cellular component (GO): cytoplasm
Molecular function (GO): eukaryotic initiation factor 4E binding
Source: RefSeq, a predicted model, not a curated record